Dryobates pubescens (Downy woodpecker) is the source of this 2203-nucleotide messenger RNA. It is a transcript of the gene GSPT1, whose product is annotated as G1 to S phase transition 1. The record is from RefSeq and is a predicted model, not a curated record. The transcript has 15 exons. Bases 137 to 1999 code for a protein of 620 amino acids. Gene Ontology annotation, cellular component: translation release factor complex. Gene Ontology annotation, biological process: translation. Lineage: Eukaryota; Metazoa; Chordata; Aves; Piciformes; Picidae. Gene Ontology annotation, molecular function: GTP binding; GTPase activity; translation release factor activity.
GCGCUCGCGUCGGGGCGGUGGAGUACACGCGGAAUCGCCGGAGCGAGUGCUGAGUCGGUGCCGCCGCCGGCUUCCCCCUUACCCCGGACGCUGGGAGACGUUUCGGGGCCGCAGAGGCUUGUGGGGCAGCCACAAAAUGGAGGCGAACGGGAGCGGCAGCGGGAGCAGCAGCGACUCGGCUCCCGACUGCUGGGAUCAGGCAGACAUCGAGCCGGGCAGCGGCGCUGGCUCGGGGUCCGCCCCGCCGGCCGCGGAGGCCGAGGCCCAGCAGGAGCUGCUCGGGGCGGCCUUCAGCCGGCAGCUGAACGUCAACGCCAAGCCCUUCGUGCCCAAUGUCCACGCCGCCGAGUUCGUGCCGUCCUUCCUGAGGGGGGGCCCGGCGCCCGGCCUGCCGCCACCCUCGCCCCCGCCAGGCCUGCCGCCGCCCCCCGGUGCACCAAUAGAGACCUCUCCAGAGGAGCAGACAGCCUCUUGUGAAGGUUCAAAUGCUGCUGUUAACAUGGAAAUUUCAGAAUCUGUUGUGGAAAAUGGAGAGACGGAGAUGUCCCCAGAAGAGUCAUGGGACCACAAAGAAGAAACAAGUGAAGCAGAACUGGGAGGUGGUCCCACAGGGGAUGCAGGCCCUUCUGAAGAAAGCACUCAGGAAAUGAUGGAAGAGGAGGAAGAAAUACCAAAACCGAAGUCUGUUGUAGCACCGCCAGGUGCUCCUAAAAAAGAGCAUGUAAAUGUAGUAUUCAUUGGGCACGUAGAUGCUGGAAAAUCAACUAUUGGAGGACAAAUAAUGUAUUUGACAGGAAUGGUUGACAAAAGAACACUUGAAAAAUAUGAAAGAGAAGCUAAAGAAAAAAACAGAGAAACAUGGUACCUUUCAUGGGCCUUAGACACAAACCAAGAAGAACGAGACAAAGGUAAAACAGUAGAAGUGGGUCGUGCCUAUUUUGAAACUGAGAAGAAACACUUCACUAUUCUAGAUGCUCCUGGACAUAAGAGCUUUGUUCCAAAUAUGAUUGGUGGGGCUUCUCAGGCUGAUCUUGCUGUGCUGGUUAUUUCUGCAAGAAAAGGAGAGUUUGAAACUGGAUUUGAGAAAGGUGGACAAACAAGAGAACAUGCCAUGUUAGCAAAAACAGCAGGUGUAAAGCAUUUAAUAGUUCUUAUUAAUAAAAUGGAUGAUCCAACUGUAAACUGGAGUAAUGAAAGAUAUGAGGAAUGUAAAGAGAAACUGGUGCCAUUUUUGAAGAAAGUUGGCUUCAAUCCCAAAAAGGAUAUCCAUUUCAUGCCAUGCUCAGGACUGACUGGUGCAAACCUUAAAGAACAGUCAGAAUUCUGUCCUUGGUAUAUUGGAUUACCAUUUAUUCCAUACCUGGAUAACUUGCCAAACUUCAACCGCUCAGUUGAUGGACCAAUCAGGCUGCCAAUAGUGGAUAAAUACAAGGAUAUGGGCACUGUGGUCCUUGGGAAGCUGGAGUCGGGCUCCAUUUGCAAAGGACAGCAGCUUGUGAUGAUGCCAAACAAGCACAAUGUGGAAGUUCUUGGAAUCCUUUCUGAUGACGUAGAAACUGAUUCAGUAGCCCCAGGUGAAAAUCUAAAGAUCAGACUGAAGGGAAUUGAAGAGGAAGAGAUCCUUCCAGGAUUUAUUCUCUGUGAUCCCAACAACCUGUGUCAUUCCGGACGCACGUUUGAUGCCCAGAUAGUGAUAAUUGAGCACAAAUCCAUUAUCUGCCCAGGUUAUAAUGCUGUGCUGCACAUCCACACCUGUAUUGAAGAAGUUGAGAUAACAGCCUUAAUCUGCUUGGUAGACAAAAAAACAGGAGAAAAAAGUAAGACACGGCCCCGUUUUGUGAAACAAGAUCAAGUAUGCAUUGCCCGUUUAAGGACAGCAGGAACUAUCUGCCUUGAGACAUUCAAAGAUUUCCCUCAGAUGGGUCGCUUUACCUUAAGAGAUGAGGGUAAGACCAUUGCAAUUGGAAAAGUUCUGAAACUGGUUCCAGAGAAGGACUAAGCAUUUUUCUCAAUGACCCCCCGCACAAUACUGUGAGGAAAAUCGACUCUGCAAAAGCCUACUUCACACCGCCUUCUUAUUUUUCUGCCCAUUGAUAAAACUUUUCCCCCCCCCCCCAUAUUUUGCAAAGACAAAAUUUCACAGCAAAGGUCCACAUUAUGUCAGCUUUCUCAUAUUGAGAGCUCCGCUAUGCCACUGUUGAAU